Molecule: messenger RNA, 816 nt
Organism: Trichomonas vaginalis G3
Lineage: Eukaryota; Parabasalia; Trichomonadida; Trichomonadidae
Product: ubiquitin-like family
Exons: 1
Coding region: 1-816 (271 amino acids)
Molecular function (GO): protein binding
Source: RefSeq, a predicted model, not a curated record
AUGAAGUUCUUAUUCACUCUUCAGCAAAAUGUUAAGGAGGUUGAUGUAGAUCCAACACUUUCUCAUGAUGCACUUAAAGAUGUACUUGUUAAACAGUAUGGAUACAAGGACGGAACUUACAAAUUCAUUUUCAAAGGAAAAGUUAUUGGAAACACAACUGCACCACUCCAAGGAAUUCCAGAAGGAUCCAAGAUUUUCUUAUAUAUUAAGGCGUCAGAAUCAGCACCAGCUGAGUCUAAGCCAGCCGAAGCUAAACCAGCUCCACAACCACAGCCAGUUCAGGCACCACCAAGACCAGCUCCAUUGCCUGCGCAGCCAGCACCACAACCAGUCCCAAGACCAUCACCAAUUCCACCACAGUUCCAACAAAAUCAGCCAAGACCACAACCAGCGAACGAUUUACAACAGUUAGAGGAAAGUGUUAUUAAGCCACUCCAUUUGCGAGAAAUUUACGAUCCAGCAAACGAAAUUACAAAUAACAUGGAACUUACUUGCGAAGUUUCGGAAAUUCUUCGUAGGAAUCCAUUAGCUACAUCAGUGUUCUUGAAGCAGGAACAAUUAUCACAGCCAGUUUACCUUGCAAACUCUGCACACGUUGUUUUUAAUAUCGCAUCCAUGCUUGGUGUUCCUCUCCAUGAUUUAACUAUGCCAGAAUCCGAUUUUGAUGCAGAACUUGAGCAGUUGUCUCGCCAACAGAAGGAAAAAUAUGAUGCUUUAGUUAAAGACUUUGAACAACAAAAGGAAAAAGUUCUUGAGUCAUUAAUUAAUAACGAUUUCGAUUCCGUUAAAGCUCGAGCAGAACUUGAAUCUCAUUAA